AAAGCGGCGCUGUGAGACGGGCCCACGCACGGGGCGGCUGUAUUACCCAGAAGGCAUCGCGCCGACGCAGAGCGCAGCCGGAGCCGCGGCCUGAGCGACGCUGCUCUCUACCCAGGCGGCGCUUUCUCACGCUUGCCGACCGCGACGCAAACCGGAGCCGUGUGCUGUAGCGCAUCUCCGCCGUCAUGCCUCCGAAGAAGCCAGCGCAAGCUUCGACCGGCAGCAAGAAGACCCAGGAGAAGAAAAAGGAGAAGAUUAUUGAGGACAAGACAUUCGGAUUGAAAAACAAGAAGGGGGCGAAGCAGCAGAAGUUCAUCAAGACCGUUACACAGCAAGUUAAAUAUGGACAGCAAAAUGCACGACAGAUCGCCGCCAUCGAAAGUGAGAAGAACAAGAAGACUGACAAAAAGAAGGAGAUGUCUGAGCUGAAUGAGCUCUUCAAGCCUGUGGUGGCAGCACAGAAAGUCAGCAAAGGUGUGGACCCAAAAUCGGUCCUGUGUGCCUUCUUUAAGCAGGGCCAAUGCACCAAAGGAGACAAGUGCAAAUUCUCCCACGACCUGACGCUGGAGAGGAAGUGCGAGAAACGCAGCGUCUACAUCGAUGGCAGGGAUGAAGAGCUUGAAAAGGAUAGCAUGGACACCUGGGACGAGAAGAAGCUGGAGGAGGUGGUGAACAAGAAGCACGGAGAAGCCGAGAAGAAGAAAGCGAAGACUCAGAUCGUCUGCAAGUACUUCCUCGAGGCCAUUGAGAACAGCAAAUAUGGCUGGUUCUGGGUCUGCCCGGGUGGAGGGGACAGUUGUAUGUACCGCCAUGCCCUGCCACCUGGUUUUGUGCUCAAGAAGGACAAGAAGAAGGAGGAGGCAGAAGAGGAGAAGAUUUCUUUGGAGGAACUGAUAGAGACUGAGCGAGCUGCCCUAGGCGUGAACGUGACCCGCAUCACGCUGGAAACGUUCCUGGCUUGGAAAAAGAGAAAAAGGCAAGAGAAAAUCAUGAAGGCGGAGCAGGACAUGGAGAGGAAGAAGGCCGAUUUCAAAGCCGGCAGGUCGUUGGGGGUCAGCGGCCGAGAGGUGUUUGAGUUCCGGCCUGAGCUGGUGAAUGAUGAUGACGAGGAGGCUGACGACACAGGGUAUGAGAAGGACGACGACGACGACACUGAUGAUGACGACGACGACACGGAUCAGGAGCCUGAAGAUGCAGAGCAAUGUCAGGACAUCGAUCUGGCCCGGUUUGUUCCCAGAGAAGUGGACAGUGACGGAAUCACGGUGGCCUCUGCAGACAGGUUUUCAUCCAAAUCCCAGGUGGCCAAGGAAGCUGAUGAUGCCAAACUGAGUGAGGCCUCAGGUGGGGCCGAAGAGAACGGCGAACAUGCCGAGGAUGCUGCGAGCAGCGAGGCUGAGGAUGACGCUGUGCCCGUGGAUGAGAACCUGUUUACGGGGGAGGACUUGGAUGAGCUGGAGGAGGAGCUCCACACGCUGGACCUGGACGAGUAGGACGGAACCCUCGGACAUGGCAACUUCCACCGGACUACGCGAAAGCUCGAGAGGAAAGGGGUUUCACGCUGGCCUAUUCAGGACCUCCGCUUCCUUUGGCUCCAGUGACGUCACAGGGCACAACCGGAUCAAGCGCAUAUGGAUCUAGCCUCUUUUUUUUAACCCCCCCAGCCAGCUUCUUUCAAAUCCUUAUUCUGGCAAUCGGUUAUCAGAGAAAUUCUGUCCUCCUCGAAGAACGAUUUUAGUUACUGGGUUCAUCUAUUAUUUUUUUUUUUGGGUUGAUCCGUUGUUAGUUACAGCUUGACUUAAGACCUGAAUAAAAAUCUGAAUGAAACCUUAAAUUAAGCAUUCCUUUUCUAAAUUUUGAUUCUGCAAGGUUGUGAAGGUCCUCGUACCUGCUUCUUAACUGCUUGAAGGUAAAUGUUGAGUAGGAGGCAUUUGCUGACACUUGUAAAUCUGUCAGGCAGCUGAUUACUUGCAUUUGCCCUUCAUUGGCCAACAUGAACGUGACAGUUGUUUUUGCGGGAUAGACAGGACCGCCAUGAACGUCUCGUGGAUCGAGUUGACUUGCUACUGAGCCUGAAGGACGAGGCCGCCGAAGUUGUUUAAUCAUCUGUCUUCGCAGCAAGUUAAGUUUUGAUAGGCCGUGCCGAACAAGCGACGUGUUCUGGGUGGUUGUCAAAGACGCUGCUGCUCAGGGUCUGACUGAGCAAGUAAUUUAUGUGUGGAAUGCGUUUUGUCCUCGUGUAAUACGUGAUUUUAAACUUUCCUCAUCAAUAUGCCAAGACCAGUUGUAAAUAAGUAAUUACGUAUGAACCAAUAUUCUUUGUUUGGAGGGAAAAAGAUUGAAAUAAAAUGUCAGACUGAUCAAA
Paramormyrops kingsleyae is the source of this 2362-nucleotide messenger RNA. It is a transcript of the gene zc3h15, whose product is annotated as zinc finger CCCH-type containing 15. Gene Ontology annotation, cellular component: cytosol. Gene Ontology annotation, molecular function: metal ion binding; mRNA binding. NCBI's taxonomy places the organism in Eukaryota, Metazoa, Chordata, Actinopteri, Osteoglossiformes, Mormyridae. Gene Ontology annotation, biological process: cytoplasmic translation. The record is from RefSeq and is a predicted model, not a curated record.